UUCAUAUCCGACGCACCACCUUUUGCCCAGUUAGAAGCCGAAUCAAACUAACUAUGAAACCGUAUCAAACGAUUACUGUGCCACAACAAAACAGCUGGAAACGCGGAGAAGCAGAGAGGAAAGAGGCUUUGCGAUGGCCGCCGGCUGGUCCUCCCUCCCCGCCGAUCUUCUCAAUGAGAUCUCGGGUCGCCUGAUCGCCGACGCCGACCAGCUCCACGCCCACCAGGUAUGCGCCCACUGGCGAGCCUCAAUUUCUCCUCCGGCCGCCUACCGCCCGUGGGUCGUCGCCGCCCGACAGGCCCCCGACGGACUGAGCCCAGUCGGCGAGUACUCCCUCCAGCUCCCUCGCGGCGUCCCGGGCGUCGACUUCAAGGCGGCCCCACCCGGCCUCCCGUACUGCUGCGGCACGCCCCGCGGCUGGCUCGCCCUUGCGGAUGACGUCCGGUCCCCCACGCGGCUCGUGCUGUGGGAGCCCAACUCCGGCACCGAGAUCCCGCUUCCAUGCCUGUGCCCAGUCGUCCAGGUCUUCCUCUCCGGCGACCCGCUCGAGUCGACGCACUGGAUGGCCGUGGCGACCAAGCACAGAUGGCCCGCGGCGCACAUCCUCUUCUUCUGGCGGCCCGGGGACGCCGCCUGGAGCGGCCCGGCCAAGGUUCCUUGCGCGAAACUCCACAGCGUCGAGUUCCAUGCGGGGAACAUAUACUGCAUCGACGGCAUGUUCAACGUGUCCAUCUACGAUCUCAAGCUCGGCACGGCGUCCCCUCCCGUGCUCCUCCGGUGCUUCGGCAUGUGCCCUAAUCAGGCGUCGGAGUCGUGGCCGAUCCGCAAGUAUUGGAAGGACAGCGUGCGUGCGGUGCACGUCGUGGCCUGCCGCGGCGAGCUCCUGCUCGUGCUGCUGUUCCACGGCCGCCGCCCGUCGCUCAUGGAAGUCUACAGGCCGGCGUGGACGCCCGCUGAAUGGCCCUUCCGGGUCGGCGAGAGGGUGACUGACCUCGGGGGCUACGCGCUCUUCCUCGGCUGUGGCGACGCCGUUGCGCUGUGUGCCAAGGAGUACCCUGCGAUCAAGGGGAACUGCGUUUACUACCGGGUGCACAACCUCCCCAAGUACAGGAAGCAUUGGGCAAUGGUGUAUGAUCUGGGGACGGGUGAUGUGGACGAUAUACCUUACCCUGAGGUGCACAAGCAGGAGAAUGGCUGCUGGCCAUACUCUUGGUUUUGCCCUCGAAGGCCCUUCCUCAAGAAGCAGUUAGCUUAAGCAAUAAGCAUGGACUUUGAAAAUUAAUCUUUUCCUUUUGAAAUUCCUGUUGUAACUGUUUUAACUUUUUUUUUUUUGCGGGGGGGACUGUUUUAACUUUUAACCAUAGAAUUUCGUUAUCACAUUCCUAAUUUCUAACAGUUAAGACUGCAGGAUUUCCUAGGAAAAAUCACUAAAUUAUUAUCAAAACUGUUACAGCACACCUUCCAGUGGAUUUUUGACCGUUGGAUCAGCAUCGUCUGAGAUUUGUGCUCUUUGACUAUUUGUCUCCAAAUAAUAGGCUCGCUGAAAGCUGAUUUGCUGAUCGAAAGUGUUACACUAAUCCCGAGCACAAAUGCACCCUCAUGAACAGUAAAUUCCAGGGGGAAAAUGAAAUGUUGA
This is a messenger RNA of Triticum aestivum (bread wheat), 1636 nucleotides long. RefSeq lists its product as uncharacterized. Bases 134 to 1255 code for a protein of 373 amino acids. Lineage: Eukaryota; Viridiplantae; Streptophyta; Magnoliopsida; Poales; Poaceae. The transcript has a single exon. The record is from RefSeq and is a predicted model, not a curated record.